This is a messenger RNA of Boleophthalmus pectinirostris (great blue-spotted mudskipper), 1185 nucleotides long. RefSeq lists its product as uncharacterized. Lineage: Eukaryota; Metazoa; Chordata; Actinopteri; Gobiiformes; Gobiidae. The record is from RefSeq and is a predicted model, not a curated record. The transcript has 8 exons. Gene Ontology annotation, molecular function: cysteine-type peptidase activity. The coding region runs from base 119 to 832 and encodes 237 amino acids. Gene Ontology annotation, biological process: proteolysis.
AGGAACUGUGGGCUGGGAGAAACCCAGGCAGGUGUCUGUGGGCCUGCAUAGGCAAUUACCGCCUUUAUACAGAGGACCUGAUGUCACUGUCUCCAAACAGUUAUGUAGAAAGUGAGGUAUGUGUGUAUGUGUAUGUGUAUCUUUAUCUUUCCAGGUUGUGAAUGCAUACCUUACAGUUUUAACAAGGGCAGCGGACAGGCCAAUGGUGGUCCUAGACAGCCUCUACCUGACGGCACUGUGGGAAGGAACUGCCAGGCCCCUGAAGAAGCUCAAUCUGCUCAAUUAUGAAGUGGCAGUUGGGGGAGUGUGCCACAACAGCCAUUGGACAUUAAUUGUCAUAUAUAUAAAGGAGCAUAGGGCCGUGUUUCUGGAUCCCUUUGGGGCAAGACAGGACCAGAUAAAACAUUGCCAAGAUAUAACUAGAGGACUACUACGCAGGUACAUCCCUGCUCUCCCCCGAUGGUCCUGCACCACAUUGCCCCACCCUAGACAGAGGGAUGGUAGUUCCUGUGGGGUGUUCAUUUGCAAGCUUGCAGAACGAAUUCUCUCUGGGGAGCUGCCACAUUACCGUGUCGACCCAGAGGGAGUUGCAGCUCUUAGAAAGGAGAUACUUACAACACUCCUCCAGGCCACAGACAACUUGAAAAACCGAUGCCACGUUUGUGGCAUCAAUUGGGAAAAUGUCUCUCUAGACGAGGAUGAAGAGGGAGACAUUCACUGGAUCCAGUGUGAUGGCUGUGACAAGUGGUUCCACAGCACGUGUGUUGGGAACCCACCAGUUGAUGUGGAUUAUUAUUGCUUUUUGUGCCUGUCUUUACCACCACCAAACUAGGUGGGGUUACUGGCAUAUCCCGACAACACUAUCUGUCUCCACUCUCUCCCUCCACCCUGUGUCUCAUUCAUCCUUCAGCCUGAAGGUCUCAUCUAUAAGGAGGGCUGUCCUGAAUCAACUGGGCUGACCACCCAAGACAGAGCCCCCAUCUUGAGACCCAUCUCAACCAUCACAUCUAUCCAUCAUCAAUAAAUAUCUUUUAUCGGAUACCAUAAUUGUGGUGUGGUCCGUGAUAGUGAAUGUAGCACUGCCCUAUUUUUACAAUUUGUUUUGUGAUGAAUUUCUUAUACAUAAAUUAUUGUUGGUAUUCAUUUUUUUAUGAUGUUCAAUGACAAUGGCAAUAAAGUUUUCUU